CUUAGUCUUGUGUGUGUCUGCAGCUACCAGAAAUGAGGUUUCCGAGAUUCACAGUAUGUAGGACACAGCUGGGACUAAAUUGUGCUUUGAUCAGGCGCGUUUUCUCUGAUGGAAACUAUCCCCUGGAGUGUGAAGAGUCCUGCUGAGGGAUCUGCCGGCUGUGCAAAAACAAUCAUGAGACUUUUAUUUAACUCCCUGCUCAUCCAUCACUGCUUUAUUGUGGCCGACAGAUGUGGAAACCCCCGUGAUUUAAUACAACGGUGGUGGUGGUGGUGGCAUUGAUGAUUCAAGGACGAAGCGCAUCAUCCUGAAUAAUUCCGGCACAGGGCGCUGAGUGAGCACAUCAUCAUCUGAGUACAGGUUCAUCCUCCUACUGUAGGCUGCUCGCCCCCUCAGUAAACAUUCAUACUCACAUUACGUAAGGUGAUUGCGUAUUUCUCGCCAGGACUCGCCACUUGUUGCGCAGACCGAAGAGAGGGAGCCCAGCUGUGAGGGCUCCUAGCAUCCCUCUCUAGAGACAGCGGUGGGAAGGUCGGAGGCUCCUUUGCACAUCAAUGUCUCUCACUCCGAGCCGAAAGUCCUCCUCAGGUCAGCGCAGGCGCUCAGUGGGGACAGGUGGGGGGAGCGGGCGGUACUCCCAAACCGACACAUCCAGCACCCACACCUACCCUGGUCGCGUUAGGGCACCGGAGGGCAGCCCCACAGCCCGGACACAUCCAAGUACUCCCAGGCGUCAGGCGAAGCACACAGCCUGCAGUGACAACCAUGGGAUCAGGCCUCCCACCCCGGAGCAGUACCUCACACCCCUGCAACAGAAGGAGGUGUGUAUACGUCACCUCCGAGCCAGGCUGAGGGAGAACGUGGAAAGACUGCAACACAGGGACUGUGAAAUAGAUGAGCUGAGGACCCAGCUGUACAGGAUGCAGGAGGACUGGAUAGAAGAGGAAUGCCAUCGGGUGGAGGCCCAGUUAGCCCUCAAGGAGGCCCGCAAGGAGAUCCAGCACCUCCAGGAGGUGGUGGAGACGGUGAGGUCCAACCUGGGCAUCCGUGAGCAAGACCCCCACGACCCCCACAAGCCAUACUCAGGGUUGCAGGGAGCUCGGCCAGGGGGGAAGUCUCGCUCCUGCGGAUGCUCCCCAGCCAGCACUUUGAGCCGCAGCGCCACCUACACCCGACUGAGCAGCGAGGCCCUGCAGCUGGAGCGCAGCCCGAACGCUCCAGAGCCGAGCGGAGCCCCCCGCCCGGCGGGACAGACCCACCUGCUCCUGGAGGCGGCCCUGCUGUCCGAGCAGCUGCCGCCGCAAGGCCACAUCCGAGCCCCCCCGGCCGUGCCGCGCUCCUCCACCUACGAGAGGCUGUGCAGCGGGGGGGCCGUGCUGCCAAUGUCGCACUCCUGCCACACUCUCAGUAGCAGCUGCAGGUGCAGCGGACACACCUACCUCCCCCACCAUCACCUGUUCCUGCACUUGCCACAGGAGGAGGCUCCGAGCGCCGCUGUCCCCGCCGCUGACCCCAGCCCCAUCCCCGUCCCCGCAGUGGAGAAGAAGCCCGAGGUCCGCUCCCAGGCCUGCAGCCCCACCAUGACCUGGCUGUGCGAGGAAAGCUGCGCGGAAGAGCUGAGCGUCAUCUCUUCGGCCACAGCGGACGUCACCCUCUCAGAACCGCAGCAGUUUCCACCGUCCCUGCCUCCGCUGUCCCCUCCUGAGCAUUCUUACAGAGCAGAGCCGACGCCACCUGACGAGGAGAGAAAGGCCCCGGCAGAACCACGCACCUGCCAGCCCCAGCCUACAGCCCCCCUUCCAGUGAGGCAGGAAGCCACAGUGAUAGAGAUAGAAGAAGACAACGCGGAGGACAAUGACAGAGCAAACGAAGAGGGCUACUCCCCCCAGCGGUGUCACUGGAGCCGCUACUUCCUUGUAGAUCUUUUAGCGCUGGCGAUGCCGGUGGUCCCAACCAUGGCGUGGCUGUGUCGAGGGACGCCACAGGAGGUCAUGCCCGUCUACCAUAUCGGGUCCCUGCUGAGAGGUUGCUGCGCCGUUGCCCUCCACUCGCUUCGGCGCCAGCGUGCGGGGACUGGACGCACGCCUACCAGCAUGAACGGAGCGACACCAAUCUGAUACUUAAUAAGAAUACAACUCCCAACCUCUGCAGGCACAGCGCUGAUGCUGCUUUACCAUAUUUUGGUCUCACCCACGUGACGGAUUUCUCCUCUUACAAGAUUUUUUAGGUUUUCCAAAAAAGCCCUUGUGAUUCUGUGGUCAUGCUUUGCCUUAGAGAACAAAGGAUUAGUUGUGCAUUAAUUACUUUCACUACUCGAAUACUCGUACUGCUACCGCCUGCAGUUUAAAUGCAUUUCUCUUUAUUGCAAUUUGCAUGUAACCCAGUUUGUUUGGGUUCUCCUGCUUGCAUUGAGCCCCUAUGUGUAAGUUUUAAUGAGCAUCUUCAGUGCAAAAUAAUAUAGUUUAUGUCUUGAAAACUUAAUUUCUGAGGGCCUGAGAAUUGGGAGAGCCAUGAAAUUUCUUCGGCAUCGACAGCAUCCCACGAGAUCAGAAGAGUAAACCGGACUUGUUCAGGAACAGUAAAUAAUACAGAGCACAGUGGAAGGCAUUCGGAUUUUUAGACAUAUCGACUUCUGACAAGCAGAGCAUGUGCAAUGAAUGUGGUACUCAGGUGCAGAACAGACAUCUCAUCGGUUUCUUUGCCAUUAAACAAACUACGGACAGCUCUAUGGGUUCAUUUUUUAUUGAUUUUAUACAUUUACCUGUACACAUCAAAACACACAUGGAGUCGUUCUAAAGGCUGAACCAUGCCGACAGAAAAACGAGGCGGUUUUUAGCAGGACAGCUUUUAUUUUGGUUUGGAUCUAAACAUGAACGUGUGCUGGGUGAGGUUCAUCCGUACAGUAUGUACCGGACGUAACACACAGAGGAGGAACUUUUCUUUACAUACAGUAGUUCUUGAGCCACGCAGUGGAAGGACUUGUUGACCAUUGGUGUUUACUGAAUUUGUGAUUUGUUAAUUGUGAUAUACUUUCUGACUGAAGCAGGUUGUAGGAACACCUGUCUCAGUCUUGGCUGCUUUCAUUGCACUGGGUUAUUUUGAAUAAUGCAAAAUAUGUAUCAGUGUUUGAGCAUUAUUACUAAAAAUGUGCACUCUCAUCCUUCAA
Molecule: messenger RNA, 3166 nt
Organism: Mugil cephalus (flathead mullet)
Lineage: Eukaryota; Metazoa; Chordata; Actinopteri; Mugiliformes; Mugilidae
Gene: snpha
Product: syntaphilin
Exons: 5
Coding region: 555-2117 (520 amino acids)
Biological process (GO): neuron differentiation
Cellular component (GO): mitochondrion; cytoplasmic microtubule
Source: RefSeq, a predicted model, not a curated record